AAGAACGUGGAACGAGGGAAACUGGACGACCCUGCUGCUUUGGAGACCCCAGAGAGCUGUUUUUCUACCAAGACUGGAUCUGCUAGACCCCUUUGCUCCGCGCAAGAGACAGUCGAAAUUCCAAAGGGUGGCAAAAGUAGUGCUAUGUCGUCGCGGGCCUCCCAUGGGGCCGAACAGAUGGCAGACGUCUCGGGCUCCUACGGCUCGCAGGGGGCCCACUGCUCCCCCCGGCACCAGCCCCUGUGGGGGGAGGAGAUGUCUGGAACGCCAGCCCUGCAGAGCGGCCCUUCAGACAGAAACAGAGUUUCUAAAACGUCCCGUCCUAACGAAGCGCAGCCCUGGAACGCAGGCUCAAUUUUCCCCGCGGGCAAGUAUGGAUCCGCCAAUAUGUUCUCUCUCUUUUCCCUGUGCGCUGAAUUGAAAGCUGGGAUCCCGGCUGCGGGGAACAUGAGCGGAGACGCCAAACCAACCCACCUGGGUGAUAGGAAGUUCGAGACGGUGGCUGCAGCCGACGACACCGCCGAGGAGGAAACAGAGGAGGAGGACUGUGACAUCAGACUCCGUCACUGGCACUGUAGAAAGCCAGAGUCCGUCAACCCAGGACGGUCUCCUCCUCAACCCGCCGAGGACGACGACCCCGCUCUGCUAGCCAUGUUCCACGCUGUGGCCAGCAGCCGCCUGGCAGUGCGCAGCCAGCAGAAGGACGAGCCGGACUUCACGCCCGUGCAGAAGCUGGCCAUCUUACGGGAGCUGUACCACGCCAAGCCCCUGGUCUUCCUAGAGCGCUUCCGCACGGCCCUGCAUGAAGAUCACCUCCCCUGCUUCCGCCACCUCUCCGGCAACUACGAGGCGGACUUCUACUGCACCGAGGUGCGCCGGGCAGGCCUGGGCAAAACGCGCCACACCCGGGUGCGGAACAAGCGGUACGCGGCGCUGCAGCAGCUCAUCAGAGGUGGGGAAUACUUCAGCGAUGAGCAGAUGCGCUCCCGGGACCCGCUGCUUUACGAGCAUUACAUCGGGCAGUACCUGAGCGACCAGGAGCUGGAGGAGCUGGGCGGCGGCAAGCUGGAGGCUGCCUGCUCCCUGUCGGGGGUCCUGCUGGACUCCUACCAGGAAGACAUCAUCCAGCGGAGGCUGCAGGUCCAGCAGGAACAGGAAGACGCCUGCCUGGAGGAGGAGGAGGAGGAGGAGGAGACCGACAGUGACAGCGAUCACGAUGAAGCCAUGGCGUCCAACUCCGGCACGGACGACUGGGUGCCCGACACAGAGGAGAAGGCCUUCCUGCGGGAGGAGUUCACCAGCCGCAUGUACCAGCGAUUCCUCGAUGGCAAAGACCGGGAUUUUGACUACAGCGAGGUGGACGAGAACCCGGACUUCGACAACCUGGAUAUCGUGUCCCGGGACGAAGAGGAGCGCUAUUUCGACGGGGAGGAACCGGAGGAGGCCGAUUCGAUGGAAGCCGAGUAGAGGGAUUGGCAGCCUGAGACCGUGGCCCCGACGUGGAGGUGAGGGGCCCACCGGGACGUAACAGGGGGGGCCACACUCGGGUCUCUCUAGCCAGUUUGCGCAACGUUGUUCCCCGUGAGUCGGGCGGCAGUGCCGGACAGGGCUCGGAAGGGCAGAUCCGGAUUGUGGGGAGGGAUAUGGUGGCAAACGCUCGUCUGUAGUGUCUGUAGCGUCUUCUGUACCCCAAGAGCAGCCAGCCCUGGAGUUCCUUUCCAAGCUACUCCCUUGGGGCUAACAGGACGACGGCUGUCCGCCUCCCGGGACGUCUCUCGCCUCUUGCCCAGGAACAUUCCCGCCACGGAGAAGAUGUGCCCUUUAAGGGGGAUUGGCCUCUUCCCCACCUUUCCCUCCCCCAGCGCCGAUCCCUCCGUGGCCUGUAACCAAAGGAGGCAGGGAUGGAUCCCAUCUGGGGAGUCGGGACUGUCAGCAGAAUCCAGUGGAAAAAAUUCUUGCAGGUGUUUUGAGGCCGAAAAUAAAUAAUCUUUUGGGCGAUUGCUAGA
Messenger RNA from Gekko japonicus, 2006 nucleotides. RefSeq names its product coiled-coil domain containing 97 (gene CCDC97). The record is from RefSeq and is a predicted model, not a curated record. The transcript is spliced from 4 exons. Lineage: Eukaryota; Metazoa; Chordata; Lepidosauria; Squamata; Gekkonidae. Bases 145 to 1467 code for a protein of 440 amino acids.